CUGCAUCGCAUGCACCGCCGCCGCCGCCGCACAGCAGCGCGUAACACACACACGCGCGCGCCCGCAAGAAAUGCGUACGACGUCUCCGACGGGUUAGGCACGUGCGUGUGCGUGCGUGUGAUUGCGUGUGUGUACGACAGCCGAACGUGCUUGUGUGCGCGCGAGCCCGACCGAGUGUGUAGAUGCAAGUCGGUGGCGACGACCGUAGUCUUGUGCGCUGCGUACAUGUAAGCGUAAGCGUAGGAAAGCCGCGUAGGUAACAGCGCACCCGCCGCCGUACGGAAAAUGGCCGGAGAAGUGCGAUUCCGAUUGAGCGACAACCUUGAUCCACUUCAAGCGCUUGAUAUUUGCCAUGAAAUUGUCAACAUGACAUUUUGUUCAGACAGAGCUUUUACCUUGAAAAAAUGCAGUAAAAAAAGAUGUGUUGAUAGAUAUGAUAGCUCUGAAAGCUCAGACAGUGGUGUUGCAACUUUUAUUACUGAACUUGGGUCACCUAUGACUCCAGAUAGUAGGGUUAGUGAAUAUUCCAUUCCUUCUCCAGAUGAAUGUGAGCCAGUAAUGGCACCACCUCCAACUAUACCAAGUUCUGGAGACGAAAUUGAUCUAGCUUGUUGGCCAUGGGGUGAAGAAUGGACCGCUGAUUGUUCUAAUAUUGAAUUAUUUUCUGAUACUUGUGAUACUACUGAUUAUUGUAAAGAAGAUACAAGCAUUGCCAAUAAUGAACUUAAUAAAAAUGUAGUACAGGAUGAUUCAUGUAAUGAUAAAUUAAAUAUUUUUCAAAAUUCCUCAAAAUUAAAUGAUUUGUUUAAUUCAUUACCACUAGCUCAAUGUAAACUGAUUGAGUCACCUGCUAAAUCAGAUUGUGAUUUUGUUCCUCCUAAAAAAUUUCUUGUUUCUGAUGAAGAAUCGCCGACAAAAUUUACACUGAGUAGUUCUGAUGAAAAAUGUUCAAGAGACAUUUCAUCUCUAGAGUCCAAUAUUUUAAAUAAUGAAAGUAUAUUAAAAGAUGAAAAAUCAUUACUGCCUUUACAGUUUUCGCCUAGUACUCCCCUAACGUGUUCCGAUAGUUUUGAUAAGACUGAAUUAAAAUUAUGUGAAGAUCAUACAGACAACAGUAUUCCAAACAAUUUCAAAAAAGAUGAAGUCGAAAAAUCAAAUAGUGGGAAAAUAAUUAAUACAUAUACAAAUGAAAAUUUUAAAUUAAAUAAAAAAAUUUCUAAUAAUGAAAAUGAUGACAUUAAUCCACCUAAGAAAUUAUGCGUUGAUCAAUCAAGUAAGCUGCCAAAUAUAGGUAGAUAUUUUAUGAGAUCAUCUGGAUCUUCCCAAAAUUUAUACCAAUCAAAGAUUCCUCAUUUAUUAGACCAAAAUAAAAAUGUACAAGGUAAAUUAACCUCAUCAAGGUUGAAAUGUUCUCUUCGAAAUUCAAUCAAUAAAAAUUAUCAAUUUGACAAUAAUGAACCAAUAAAAAAAAAUGAAAAACUUAGUUGUUCUAAGUCAAAAAUUAAUCCAGUAGGUUUUAACUCUGAUAAAAUAAGAUUUCCAAAAUUGGAUAGUCAUUGGAUUUCUCUCAGUGGAAAUAUUGUUUGUCGUUGGAAUAAUUGUGAUUGUCAUUUUACUGCUUCUGCUAAACUCAUUGAACAUCUACAGGUAAAACAUGUGAAUUCUCAGAAUUUUUGUGAAACAUUUGUAUGUCUAUGGUCUGAUUGUAAAGUAUUUAAUAAACCAUCGUGUUCGCGAUCAUGGCUUGAACGCCAUGUGUUAAGUCAUGGUGGAAAUAAACCAUUGCAGUGCAUUGUUCAAAAAUGCAGACAACGUUUUAGUUCUCAAAUAAUGCUAGAAAGACAUGUAAAUCAACAUUUUAAAUCUACUAGUAAUAAAGAUGAUGAAGGAAUAAAUGGUAAAUUAAUAAGGAGAAAAGGAAAAAAAUUACGUCUUCGCAAACAACCUUUUAGAGCAAGGAAAUUUGAUUAUUUUGAUCAAGCAACAAUGUUGGAAUUACAAACACAGUUAUUUUUGAGCUCACAGAAUAGCCAACAAGAUUUCAUUGACUAUAGUAGAAGAGCUAUAAAAUUUCAACCUAAUGUUAUUGCUAGAAGAAUACUAGAAGGUGGUAAAAAACAGGAAGUGUUGAUGCGAUGGUUUCCUCCUAAUAUAUUAGAAGAUGAAUGGAUCACUUGUGAUAAAAAAACAAAUUUUAAUAUGAUUGAACGUGUUGUACCUAUUAUGUCAAUGACUACGGAAAAUCGGGAUUCAAUAAUUAAACUGUUUGGUAAUAUUUUUCCACCUUCAACUCGCCGUAAACGAAAAUAAAAAUUCAAUAUUUUUCUACCUAUUUUUGUA
This is a messenger RNA of Sipha flava (yellow sugarcane aphid), 2340 nucleotides long. RefSeq lists its product as uncharacterized. Bases 286 to 2310 code for a protein of 674 amino acids. Gene Ontology annotation, cellular component: ESC/E(Z) complex. The record is from RefSeq and is a predicted model, not a curated record. Gene Ontology annotation, biological process: regulation of transcription by RNA polymerase II. NCBI's taxonomy places the organism in Eukaryota, Metazoa, Arthropoda, Insecta, Hemiptera, Aphididae. The transcript is spliced from 8 exons.